Messenger RNA from Candoia aspera, 648 nucleotides. Its product is annotated as histone H2B 1/2/3/4/6. Gene Ontology annotation, cellular component: nucleosome. Gene Ontology annotation, molecular function: protein heterodimerization activity; structural constituent of chromatin; DNA binding. The record is from RefSeq and is a predicted model, not a curated record. Lineage: Eukaryota; Metazoa; Chordata; Lepidosauria; Squamata; Candoiidae. The transcript has a single exon. The coding region runs from base 33 to 413 and encodes 126 amino acids.
GUUAGGUUGUUUGUCUCGCUAGCGAUUUGAUCAUGCCUGAGCCAGCCAAAUCCGCUCCCGCGCCUAAGAAGGGCUCUAAGAAGGCGGUGACCAAGACGCAGAAGAAGGGCGACAAGAAGCGCAAGAAGAGCCGCAAGGAGAGCUACUCCAUCUACGUGUACAAGGUGCUGAAGCAGGUCCACCCGGACACGGGCAUCUCCUCCAAGGCCAUGAGCAUCAUGAACUCCUUCGUCAACGACAUCUUCGAGCGCAUCGCUGGAGAGGCCUCCCGCCUGGCGCACUACAACAAGCGCUCCACCAUCACCUCCCGCGAGAUCCAGACGGCCGUGCGCCUGCUGCUGCCCGGCGAGCUGGCCAAGCAUGCCGUCUCUGAGGGCACCAAGGCCGUCACCAAGUAUACCAGCUCCAAGUAGGCGCGCUUGAGACGCGUUUCCUCAACCAGACCCAAAGGCUCUUUUAAGAGCCACCAACGUUCUCAUAAAAAGAGCUGUAGCUGUCUGAAGCGAUGUCUGCUUCCGAAGACUGACACACUUAGCAGCAUCUCUGAGACUUGACCCUGGGGAUGUAUCAAGUUACAGAUAAUGAUAGUUAAAAGCUUGUUCAAGAGCUAGGGAUGAUACUUGCAGGGUGUAGAAUUGAAACUUGGCA